ACGCCGUUGAGUCCAUGCUUUCAGACUACGACAUCCUUCCUCAGUCCAGCAUCCAGCAACACUCGCUGAAGAAGAGGGACCUCCAGUCUGAGACACACGUGGAGAGGCUCUUAAGUUUUUCAGCCCUGCAAAGGCACUUUAAACUAUACUUAACUGCAACUGCUGAACACUUUUCAGAAAAAUUUCAAGCAUUAAUUGUGGAUGGGGAAGGCAAGGAGAAGGAGUAUCGUGUUCAAUGGCAAGACUUCUUCACUGGGCAUGUCGUUGGAGAGCAUAAUUCCAAGGUUGUGGCGCAUAUUGGGGACGAAGACUUUACAGUAAGAAUCAAUACUGAUGGAGAAGAAUACAAUAUAGAGCCACUGUGGAGGUUUGUAGAGAAUGUGGAAGAUGAAAGACUGCUGGUCUACAGAUCUGAAGAUAUAAAAGAUUUCUCACGAUUACAGUCUCCCAAAGUGUGUGGUUAUUUAAAGCUGAAUGAGGAAGAACUGUUGCCAAAAGGACUGGAAGACAGGAAGCAAAACGAAGCAGGCACCCCUCGGAAGAAAAGAGCCGUUCCAGAGAGCUCCAAAAACACGUGCAAGAUGUUGGUAGUGGCAGAUCAUCGUUUUUUCAAGUAUAUGGGCCGUGGGGAAGAGAGUACCACUAUAAACUAUUUGAUUGAGUUGAUAGACAGAGUCGAUGACAUCUACCGAAACACUUCCUGGGACAAUGGAGCCUUCAAUGGGUACGGCAUACAGAUAGAGCAGAUUAUCAUCCACAAUGAGCCAAACCUUGUAAAACCCGGAGAAAAGCAUUACAAUAUGGCAAAAAGUUACCCAGAUGAUAAGAAGGAUGCCUGGGAUGUGAAAAUGCUGCUAGAGCAAUUUAGCUUUGAUAUCGCUGAGAAAGCAGCUCACGUGUGCCUUGCUCAUCUCUUCACCUAUCAAGAUUUUGACAUGGGAACGCUUGGAUUGGCUUAUGUUGGCUCUCCCAGACCUAACAGCCAUGGUGGGAUUUGUCCUAAAGCUUAUUAUAGUCAGAUUGCCAAGAAGGACAUCUACUUGAACAGUGGCUUGACCAGCACCAAGAACUACGGGAAGACCAUUCUCACGAAG
Eurypyga helias (sunbittern) is the source of this 1094-nucleotide messenger RNA. It is a transcript of the gene ADAM17, whose product is annotated as ADAM metallopeptidase domain 17. The record is from RefSeq and is a predicted model, not a curated record. Gene Ontology annotation, cellular component: plasma membrane. Lineage: Eukaryota; Metazoa; Chordata; Aves; Eurypygiformes; Eurypygidae. The annotation marks the transcript as partial. Gene Ontology annotation, molecular function: metalloendopeptidase activity. The transcript is spliced from 9 exons. Gene Ontology annotation, biological process: Notch signaling pathway; membrane protein ectodomain proteolysis.